AUGGCUACUGGGCAGAUUCAUCACCUGCAAACUUUGUCAAAUGAAGAUUGUUGGAAAUUAUUCACUGAACAUGCUUUUGGAGAUAAUGUUGACCUCAAUGACUACCAAAAUCUUCAAACUUUACUGUUGUCAUGGUGUAAGAAGCUCUCUCUAUUACCAAAGAACAUGGGAAGCUUAAUAAACUUGCGAUAUCUAGACAUUGAAGGUGUACCUUUGAAAGAGAUGCCACAACAAAUUAAUCAGAUGAAACACUUGCAAUUCUUAUCAAAUGUGGUUUUGAGUGAUAGGCACAUUAAUGGAGGAAUUAAAAUAAAAAGGGAUAUACUUGAUGCACUUCGACCCCAUACAAACUUGAAACAUCUUGAGAUUGACAAUUAUAGAGGAACAACAUUCUCAGACUCGAUUGGAGACUUUGCAUUUUCUAAUUUAGUAUCAAUCAAGAUAAGCAAUUGUAAAAAUUGUUGUAUUUUACCACAUGUUGGACAACUAGCCUUUCUCAAAUCUCUCAUUAUCGAUGGAUGUGAUAGAGUGAUCUCAAUAGGUGAUGAGAUUCAUCACAAAGGUCCUCAAUUCAGCUGUCUAGAAGUGUUAAGGAUUGAAAAUAUGUUGGUGUGGAAAGAUUGGUCAUUUAGUAAUGAAGCUAUGCAAGGUGGUAAAAUAUUCCCUCUUCUAAAAAGACUUGUACUGAUGAACUGUCCAAAGCUUAGUGUUGGUUUACCUGGUUAUCUUCCAUCCUUGGAACAUCUCAUAAUAUGUAAUUGUGAGAAAAUGGUGGUUCUGCUUCCUGAGAACACAACAGACCAUUACAUCCCCUCCCUCUAUUGCCACCAUUUCUCCAAAACACUUUUUGAGAACUGUAAGCAAUGGGAUCUGCAAAGACUCUCCUCUUUGGAGUACAUAAAUAUCUCUGGUUGGGAUGAUGAUUCUUUCCUUGAGGAGGGGAUCCUCCCUAAAACUAUGACUAAACUUGACAUUUGGAACUCUAGCAACCUUGAAACCCUGAACAGCAAGGCAUUUCAGCAACUUACUUCCCUUACAUCCCUGGCUAUUGGUUUUUGUAAAAGCCUGCGGUGCUUGCCAGAAGAAGGGCUGCCUACUUCGCUUUCUCGUUUAUCACAUUUGUUAAAGCAACGGUGCGAGAAAGGAGAAGAUUGGCAUAAGAUUGAGCACAUUGAUGCUAAAGUCUUCCAUUAA
Molecule: messenger RNA, 1194 nt
Organism: Humulus lupulus (European hop)
Lineage: Eukaryota; Viridiplantae; Streptophyta; Magnoliopsida; Rosales; Cannabaceae
Product: putative disease resistance RPP13-like protein 1
Exons: 4
Coding region: 1-1194 (397 amino acids)
Source: RefSeq, a predicted model, not a curated record